Molecule: messenger RNA, 1248 nt
Organism: Durusdinium trenchii
Lineage: Eukaryota; Dinophyceae; Suessiales; Symbiodiniaceae
Source: the annotation of a GenBank genome assembly
AUGAAAAAUUUUUUUCAUAUAACCUCUAAGCAGCUAUCAUUAGACUCCCCCCGACUGGCCCUGCCCGUUGGGCCCCUGGAAAAUCUUCUUCCACACAUCCGCCAUCAUCCGCCCCCAGCUGCGCCGCCCAGCCGUCCCCUCGACUGGCCAGCAGGUCCCCACUGUCCUCAGUGCCGUGGCCGCUUCUUCCGCCGCGCUCCGCUACCGCGCCCCACGGAGCACGGCUGGCGACAGCUGGUGGCGCCCACGGGCCUGCGGCGAGAGCUGGCGGCAGGCCUGCGAGCAUGUGUGGAGCUGCCACCUGAUGAGGUGGAAGCUUUGCUGUCCAACUACGCAGACGACGAUUUUUUGUCGGGAGAGCAAAUGUAUGAGAUCCUCAAGUCGGUGACCGACCAGCGACCGGAGACGGCAGGUCGCUGCCCCUGUGGUCGCAUGCACGUGCGGCGCGGCGACCGCGUGAAGCGCGGCAAGGGCCAGGCGGAGGACGGGCGACGGAUGGCGCGGCAGCUGGGCAGCAUCGUGCGCUUGUUGGAAGGCGACUUGGCCCAAGGAAGAGAGCGACGCCAGAGGUUCAUCAGUACAGUUGGCCUGGUCCAGAAAGCGAUGUUUUGCAAUCCGGCCUUCCGGCUCUUUUUGUUGGCACAAGAGGCCCCGUUCUGGGAGCUCGCUGCUGAUGUGCAGAAGUUGCAAGAGCUGACUUUGGACCCUCUCCUUGGCACUGGACUGAGCAGCGCAGCAGCCGAGGAGCUCCUUCUGCGAGUGCAUCCGCCCGAGAAGCGUGCAGAGGUUCCACCGGAGGACUUGGCGAAGUGUGGUCGUCAGCUGGGAGAGGAGAUGGAUGGAGAUGGGGGCCCUGUCAAUGUAAACGCCCGGGCUGCUGCGGUGGUGUCCAGUGGUCUUCCCGUGCCGAGAAACAUUUGGGCCGGGAAGGUUCUGGUGGAGACGUCUGGCAUUUGCGAGUGCAAGAUUUGGUAUCCACGCUUGGCAGUAGUGCCAGUCUAUGACCCUGACCUGGAGGAGGAGCCACAGUUCAAUGUUAAUGAUCAUGUGGAAUGCAAGAUGCAGAGCGGCUGGGAACCCGGCGUAGUGAAGGAGGUCCUGUGGUUGAAGGGGCAACGCUGUGGGCCUGUGCCCUACACCGCCCGGGACACCCGGGCCAAACGAACAGGUGAGUCAACAAACGAACAACAGGUGAUGGCAGAAGCACUGCCUGGCAGAAGCUUGUUGGAGUCUGGGGAUUGUUCUUAA